UUUUUUUUGUGCUGUGCGUAUAAAUAUUGAUUUUAUUUAAAUUCAAAGUCCACUCAAGAUUUCCUCAAAGCGUUAGGAUUACAGGAACGAGAGUAUUUGAUUGGAUUUUAUGGUGACGUAUCAUAUCAGGAAGUAGCAAGAUUUCGACGGAACUCGUAUCAGGGAGAAGAUGAGUCGCAUUUAUCAUAACACUGCGUUACAAAAUAAACCCGUGCAUAAUGAGAAAUUGUCCUUCACCUGGGAUCCAUUAGUUUACCAGAGUGGUCGUGGUGUAAUUUUAGAGGGGACUGUGGUGGAUAUGUCACGCCAUGUCUUAACAGAUAUAAACAACAGAAAGGAGCGCUAUAAUGUUUUAUACAUCAAACCCAAACAAAUCCAUUACAGAAAAUAUGAUACUAAAGGAAAUGAGAUUGAACCUAACUUUAGUGAAACCAGGAAGGUCAACACAGGUUAUCUCAUGUCCUCCUUCAAAGUGGAGGCUAAGGGUGAAACAGAUUGUCUUGAUGAACACCAACUGAGUAAAAUCGUGAACAAGGUUGAACUGGUUCAAGUAACUGCAAGGCACUGCCCAAGUCAGACCUUUGCAUUCUGGAUCUCAGAGGCAGAGAUGGAGAAAACAGAACUUGAGAUGGACCAAGAAAUUCGUCUUAAAACUAAAGGAGAUGGACCCUUUAUUUUUUCCUUUGCCAAACUGGAUGGUGGUACAGUGACGAAAUGCAACUUUGCAGGAGAUGAGAAUGCAGGAGCAUCGUGGACGGAUAAAAUAAUGGCUAACAAAACAGAUGUGCAGAAUACAGGGAAAAGUGCAGGGCAGGGUGAGGGAGCGGAUGAGGAAGAAUGGGAUGAUUGAAGAACACCCUCGAGGUUAUAGGACCGGAUAGCAAAACAACACAGUGCCUUGUUCCCCAGAUAUAUAUUUACACCAUGCAACAAUUUUGUGCAAUAAAAAUGCCAUUUUAAAAUAUGGAUUUAUAAUGUGUACUGACAAUAACAACAAAAUAUCAAUUGUGUAAGAAGACAGCACUUUAUUUGAUUAUUUAGAAGAUUGACAAAUGCUUUGGGUAAACAACAUGUGGCAUU
Messenger RNA from Paramisgurnus dabryanus, 1080 nucleotides. It is a transcript of the gene arpin, whose product is annotated as actin related protein 2/3 complex inhibitor. The record is from RefSeq and is a predicted model, not a curated record. Gene Ontology annotation, biological process: negative regulation of actin nucleation. NCBI's taxonomy places the organism in Eukaryota, Metazoa, Chordata, Actinopteri, Cypriniformes, Cobitidae.